AUGACGACGACGACGACAGACCCAAACAAGCCACUUCUCGAGAGGGCGAGAACGAGAGAUUCCCUUACGUUGUUCCUGUACAACCCCAUCCCGGGCUUUGCUAUCGUCUGCUUUGACAACCACCCCACGAAAACUGCCCCCAGAAGUUUCCACAAAGUGAUGGAUGACCUAGGAGACCGACGGCAAAAUCUCGACAUGCAGUUCUUGCUCUCUCCCAGAGCCUUAGAUGAUGGUGAUAAAAGUGAGCUAUCCUUCGGACCCAACGAUACAACCUAUGCGCUCUUUCGGUGCGGGCCAGACUUCCGCGAACUCGGGCGCAUCGAAGCCCGUCGAGGGUAUGAUCAUUCCAAGGAUCUCUCGUCCUUCCUGCUCAGAAAACGAGGUGAUUCCAACGACAAGGAGAGUACACUCGCCCAAAAGCUCGGUGUAGAGAGAACCAAAGCCCGCAUCAAUGUCUACUUGAAGUACAUGAGCAAGAAGCACGAGACAGACCUUGGGGAAGUCAACAGUGAAGGAAAGGCGUAUGUCAAAAGUGGAGACCAUGACAUUGCCAUCAUUGCAUCUGGCAAAGGCGGAGGGAUGGUCCGGCUGCUCAGCUACAUUGGCAAGGAAAAGCACGGAGGAGACGCAGAGCUCCUACAGGAAGUUCUUCAGUGGAACUUUGGCGAAAGCUUUGUUGGUGAAUACAACAUUGGUGUUGAUGCCAGCACGACGCGCUUCACCCUGGAAUGCUUCCUCCACAACAUAGAAGAGAACGGCUGGAACGAGGUGAAUUUCAACAACAUGGUCUGUGCCUUUGGUGGGUCAUGCAAGACAAUCGACGAGAAGAUCAGAGAGUUCAAGAAGAAACAAGAGGAAAAGAAGUUACCUAAAGAGGAGAGAGAACUCCCAAGCGAGGAGCUUCGAGAAAAGAGGCUCUCCAAGUAUGGCCUAGAGAAGGAAGAGAACCUCACCGGAAGCGACAAAGAAAAGGGAAGAUACAAUUGCUGGUGUUGUCGAAAGUGUUUCAAGACAGAGGCCCAGCUGAAGAACCAUAUGCACAGCAAGAAGCACAAGCAAAGCUGGCGAAAGUGCAAAUCGGCUUACCGGCAGCAGGAAGAACUGGAGCACACUCUUGUCGGCCCAGAGGUUCUCACCCCCGCCAAGGCCAUGUUACCGACAAGUGCAGAAGACGAGAAGAGGAUAAAGAUUGCCAGCCUCACGGCGGAACGAAGGGAGAUGUAUCGCCACAAAAAGAUCUUGAGGGAACUCAUUUCCCAGGACAAGCAAGAAAGGAAAACGAACGGAGGAAAACUGAAGCCAAAGCUUGGAGUUGACGGGUACCGGCCAACAGGCACUUUCUACGAUACUGAUAGGUAA
Molecule: messenger RNA, 1359 nt
Organism: Seminavis robusta
Lineage: Eukaryota; Bacillariophyta; Bacillariophyceae; Naviculales; Naviculaceae
Source: the annotation of a GenBank genome assembly